Molecule: messenger RNA, 2002 nt
Organism: Orbicella faveolata
Lineage: Eukaryota; Metazoa; Cnidaria; Anthozoa; Scleractinia; Merulinidae
Source: RefSeq, a predicted model, not a curated record
CGGAGAAAUCAUGUGGAUUAGUACCCAGGACCUAUCUGACAAGUCUCUGUUCAUGGCUGCCAUCAGUAUUUACGGAACUAAAUUCAGGCUCGCUCACAUUUAGGGACCUUUUUGACCUAGAACUAUCGUAUAGCAAAAGUCUGGUGCGGUAUGGAGCUACACGAGAGAACACAAGAACGAAUAAAUCGCGAUUUUCACAACGAUCGACGUGUUUUUGCGAACGGCGUGUCGAACGGCCAAGGCGGUUUGUCCUUCCAUGAGAGUGGCAGUGACGAAAAUUUGACGCAUAAAAAGGGGCCCAGAGAACACAGCCUCGUUGAUACGUUUGUUUGGACGCUGCUGUUUGUAAUUGUUUUAAUUGUGGAGAACAUAUGUCACUUUAAACUCUUCGAGAACUGCCAAACGGCGAUUGUUUUCCACUGGUUGGAAAGCUGUGUUACUGCAGUGCUCUUCAAAUUUUGGGGAAGUUACAAGCAGAUCUCAAGUUUCAGGAACCAAGCACGCCAUUUUCUUCCUCUUCUUUUUUUACAUCUGGCCGUUGUUACUGUCUAUGGACUGGAUUUUAACAAUUCAGCUUUUGGGCUUUCAGCUGGUUCUGAAUCAUACUUGAUAUCCCUAGCCUUGACACCUCCUAUAUUAUUGUUGGCAUCUUGGUUGAUCGAUAAGCAGAACUAUCCAGGCAAGGUUAUCCUAACUGUGGCAAUGUCAAGUUCACUUCUCAUGGUUCUUUUCUGCUCGUUUGAAGAUGAAUAUGCUCCCUAUAAAAUGUUGUUUCAUCAUGGUGUGCUUGGUCUUAUAAUGAGUGCAUCCUUGGCAUUUUUUAUUGUUUAUGCAAAACGAUAUCUUGCAAAGGCUUCAUGUGUCGAGCUACUCUAUCUAUUAAAUUUCAGCUGUGUUUUCUUUCUCCCAUUCAUUGCCUUACUGCUUGGGGAAUUGCAUAUGCUUGAAGCUGAACUAUUAAAACGAGGAAAUUUGCAGCUGAUCUUCAGCAUAUUAAUUGUGGCUUUCGUACGUUUGGCAAGCCAGGCAGUCUGCCUUUAUCAUCUCAAGUACUCAACUCCACUGUUAAAUGCCACAGUUCGAGGGUUUUCCUGGAUUUGGAUCACAAUAGCUAUCACCUUUAUUACUCCUGGUAUAAUGGCAGAACUUGUGGUGCCAGUCCUAGCUUCGUUUUGGAUUUGUGGCCCAACCUUUCUCCUAACACUGCUUUUUGAAUUUCACUGGAUAUGAACAAAAUUGUGAACAUUUCUAUUAUUCUGUACCUGUUGAAAUAUUCAGUUACAGAAUGAAGUAUGCAUUGUAUUAUUCAUUGGCAUACAUGAAGUUUGGUUUCAGUUUUUGUUUGAAUGACUUUAGAGUCUGAGGAAGCUGUUUCAAGUUCUUAAGUAAAUCAUUCAAAAUAGCUGUACCAGAAAAAUGGAAAAUUUGUGUCAUAAUUCAAAUAGUUCUAAGAACAAAGAGUUGCCCUUUGUGACAAUUAAGAAACUAGCUUAGGAAUAUUUCUUAUUUUUUUUCCUGUGCUUUGACUUGUGUUUUUAUUUGUUUAAGGAAUAGCUGCAAGUCAGUCAGUAGUCAAGUCAAUUUUUGCUUUCAGUCAUUUCUGUUCAUAAACUGUAUAAAACAUACAUUAAAAGGAAAGCAAGUAAAGCAAGUAUGGCAUACGUGAAGUGGGUGGGGGGAUAGGAGACCGGUGAAAGAGCAAAUUUUUGCAUUUUCUUCUGGAAAAAAGGCUUUACAGUGACGUAAAUAUUUUAAAUAUUUAAAUAUUAAGUUAACAAAACAUGAUGGAAUAUUAUGUAGAGUUUAAACACAAAUGCAAUUCAUGUAUUUAGAUAGAUAUUACUAGUAAGAGUAUGAAAGAAUAAAGUAGUACAUGUGCUUUAAUUGUGUUUUAGAUUUUAAUUAUAUUUCAUUUCGAAGAAUUUCCCAGUGCAUGUAUUCGUUAUUACUUGUCAUGGGCCACUUUGAAGUAAAGUGUUCAUUGAAAAUGUUAGUUGAGAAA